AGCGUUGAUUUUUAAUUAUAUAUAACUGAUAGUACUCACUGAACACGAAUUAAACAGGAAUGAUUAUUGCACGCCAACCUGAAUAAAAUUUGGUCUUGUUUGAGCCCUGCUUGUCUUCUCAAUCCAACAGCUGAUCAAAAUCAUAUACGUUUCCAGCUUUAUCCUUUACUAGUAGUAUUUUUUUCCUUUUGAAAACCCUAGUUGUCUUCUUCUCUGCAGAGAGAGAGAGGGGAACAAAGAAUGGAGACACCAGGGGAUUGGCUGGAGAAAGCAUUGGUGGAAUUGUGUGACAAGAUGGAGACGGGUUUGGGUUUGGAUUUGGAUGGGGAAAUCAUAUCUGGUUUAGUCUCUUAUUGCGAGAUGGCUCAGCCCCUUGAUGCCAAAGAAUAUCUUGAUAAUUUUAUUGGCCAGGAAGCAGGAAAAAGUGUGACUGAGGAGUACUUGCGGCGGAGAGGUCACACAGAUCCCUGCAGUGGCAGUUCAGCCAUACCAACUUCAAAAUUACAAGCCUAUGUCAAACCACCUUCAGGUGAAAGCUCUGUCAGUGGAACUAAGAAACAAUUUAAAACUCCAAAAGAGGCCACAGGGUCCAGUCAUCAGGCUGAACCUAAAAAGAAUGCUAUUUCUGGUACUCAGGAAAACAGAGCCCUGAAUGCUGCUAUCGAUUCAAGAAAUAAUCAUAAAGGAAACCAAGGUAAUUCUAAAAAGAAGAAAGCUGGUAAAGUUGUUUCACUUGCUGAGGCAGCCAAAGGGUCAAUUGUCUUUCAGCAGGGGAAACCAUGCUUGUGCCAAGCUCGUCGGCACCGACUGAUUAGUAACUGUCUUUCCUGUGGUAAGAUAGUAUGUGAGCAGGAGGGAGAGGGGCCUUGCAAUUUCUGUGGUGCUCUAGUGCUUAGAGAAGGGAGUACAUAUGCCGGUUUAGAGGGAAGCUUCACUCCCUUAUCAGAUGCUGAAGCAGCAGCUGAAGCUUAUGCAAAAAGGCUUGUUGAAUAUGACAGAAACUCUGCCGCUCGAACAACAGUUAUUGAUGACCAAAGUGACUACUAUGAGAUUGACAGUAACAGCUGGCUGUCAAAAGAGGAGAAGGAACUUCUGAAGAAGAAACAAGAGGAGAUUGAAGAAGCUGAGCGCUUGAAACGGAGUAAAGUGGUUGUGACUUUUGAUUUGGUUGGGCGGAAGGUCCUAUUGAAUGAAGAUGAAGUUUCAGAACUAGAAUCAGAGAACAGGAUACUUCUUCGGCCACCAGAUGAAAGAGAAAUGAACAGGAUUAAACCUAAUCCAAACCUUAGAGUGCAACCAGUCUUUCUAAAUCCAGCCCCCAGCAAGAAACCUUCUAAGAGUAAACAGCCAAGUAAGAGCCCAGCCAAUGGCUUGUGCUUGGAGAUUACUGGAAGGGUGCAGCAUGACAGCAAUGAACUGAAGUAUUUUAUGACGGAAAAACAGAUAGAAGCAGCUUGACAUGGAAGCUUAGCAAGGACGCUCUAGUAGACAACUAAAGGGUGGUCUGCAGGCAGCAGAUGAUGGUGAAUAUUCUCUAGAUUACCAUUUAGAUCAAUAUCUCGCUUUACUGCAAUGUUUAUUUCAAUCCUCUAUAUAUCUGUCGUUGAUGAAUGGAAACCACAUUUUGUUUUUCAAAUAGUAAAUCAAUGAAAUAGCCCUGGGCUUUUGGGAAAGGAAAUUAAAUGAA
Theobroma cacao (cacao) is the source of this 1687-nucleotide messenger RNA. Its product is annotated as transcription regulator/ zinc ion binding protein. The record is from RefSeq and is a predicted model, not a curated record. NCBI's taxonomy places the organism in Eukaryota, Viridiplantae, Streptophyta, Magnoliopsida, Malvales, Malvaceae. Gene Ontology annotation, molecular function: zinc ion binding. Gene Ontology annotation, cellular component: nucleus; RQC-trigger complex. Gene Ontology annotation, biological process: positive regulation of DNA-templated transcription; rescue of stalled cytosolic ribosome.